Messenger RNA from Colletotrichum siamense, 2187 nucleotides. RefSeq lists its product as uncharacterized. The record is from RefSeq and is a predicted model, not a curated record. Bases 1 to 2187 code for a protein of 728 amino acids. The transcript has 4 exons. NCBI's taxonomy places the organism in Eukaryota, Fungi, Ascomycota, Sordariomycetes, Glomerellales, Glomerellaceae.
AUGGCAGAUGUCUUAGGAACAGUCCUUGGGGUGGUGUCCCUAGGGCUUCAAGUCGGCGCCAGCAUCAGCAAUUAUCUCGAUGGAGUCCAGUGCCGCAAAGAAGACAUGGAGUACACAACGAGAUGUUGCAAGUCUAUGAACUCUUUGUUGCAACAGAUCAAGUCACUUCAGUAUCAACUUACCGGCGUGAAUAUCACCGCUGUUAGAGAGGCGAUGACGACAGCGGAGGUCGAACUUUCCAUCCUCGGCAACUUUGUUGAAAAGAUACGGGCCGGGAAUAAUGCCAACUACCCUAAUCCGAUCAUGAAGAGGGCAAAGAAACAGAAAACGAAGCUUCUGUAUCCUUUUCAGAAAGAUCAUCUCUAUCGACUCAACGCGCAGUUGGAUGCCGCCAACAGAGCUCUUCAGGCGGCCUUGCUACAGGUCCAGUUAUACCCGUUUCAUUUGUACAUCUACCUCUCAUUAACACCUUUGGACACUCUUGCGCAGAACGUGGGCGCGCUCGAUAUCCUUUUGCCGGAUGAUAGCGUAACUCCGCUGAUUCUACAAGAUGCGAAAAUGCCCCCUCAAAACUGCGACGCAGAAGCAAUGCAAGCUUUCAGAAGGGCGUCUGCUAUAUCAUUGAAGAUGAGGAAAGCCUACGAAGGCCACCUCAUGGGAGCCAUCGUCCGACAAAACAAAACGAUGCUGCUCGACAUCCUCAAGAAAGAUGCCAACAUGUCAGAGUUGUCCGAGAUGGACCCAUACGGCCAGAAGAUGCUGAAUUAUCUUGUGGGAUGGCCCGAAGGCCUACAGAUCAUGGUCGAACACUGUGGCCUUGCCAGCCUCCAGCUACUCGAUCAAAGUCAGUCCACUUUACUUAGCAGCGCUCUCAGCUGGAGUGGGAAGAUAUGCAUAGGCUACAGCCCGCAGGGCUGUUCGGAUGACUGCCCAUGCGCAAACGCCGUUGAUCUACUCGUGAAAGCCGGAAAGGACUCUUCACUCCAAUUCAAUUUGCAUGACAACUGGGUAAAUGCAAUGCUAGGCGCUUCGGUCAAGGCAAGAGACCUGAUCAUAGACGAGCUCAAAAUUCGCAGGGAAGAGCUGAAACAUCUGGGACUCAUGCACUUAACCUGCGAUCAAAUCGAUCGGAUGGACCUCAAGAAAAAGACGGUUCUCGACUACUACACCAGGCAAGUCUUGGAAGCACUCGAUGCGAAAGGCGUUAAUGUUCAUCCCCGUUGUCGAACGGACUUGCACGCCACAGAGUGGCACUUGGGGGUCACAUCCAACGAGCCGAGUGACAAGAUAUGGCGCAAGGGUGCGUCUGUCUAUCACAUUCUGGGCUAUGCAAAAAUCAGCGGGUAUUCCAUUGGUGCCUGUGAACUAGCAGACUCCCUCUAUGCCAAGGGAUUCGGCGACAUCGAUCUCCCGGACAUCAACGGUUUGGCCCCUUUAGCCGUAAAUAACUUUGCGAAGGACAACAGCUCCUUCCACUUGCUGCACCGCUUUUUGGAACGCUAUGGCGUGUUGAUGCCGACCUUUGAUCCAAGAGACAUCUGCAAUUGUGGAUGCUCCGUUGGCGGCUGCAGUCCUUACAACUCAAUGUGGAAGACGGCCCUGGAAAAUUACAAAAGGUCCGUUUAUGCAGGGGACACGGUGCACAUGAUGAACUUUGUCCGUGAGCGGACUCUGGAGAUGGAAGCAACUUUUGAUUUCCCGCGGCACAUCAAGCAAACAUGGCUGCGGGCGUGCACCUUUGCCAUGCUGCCCCUUCGCCAUACCUGCUGUUGCGAUGGCUUCCAAGAACACGACGAUGAGGGAAUUCUUGAAAUCUUGGAAGAAGACGAAGGGGAUCUUGAAUCCUUCGAGGUUCUCAUGGUUGAGCUUGAUAGGAGAUGGGAAGAGUUGGGCUGCUCUUUGGCCGAGUUCUAUCGGUUACAUUGGAUCGACAGAAUGGAUGAGGUGCUUCGUCAGAUGGACGAACGAAUGCUGACAGCCGAGGAUAUACAGAAUGUCAAGAAGCUGGGUAUCGAUCUGGCAGUCCAACCGGAGCCUUUCACGCGGGAAAAAGGUUCCUAUGAGAACAAAGGCUCUGGAGUAUUGGUGUCAGCGGAUGGAUGCGUUGGUUGCGUAAGGGCAACAAUGGAAUUGUACUAUUCUGUGGAAAUUCAGGUAUUUCCGAUAAUGGUCAGCAAAGCAAAGUAA